AAGAAGAGGCGGGACCAGGUGGAUGGAUGACUGGAGUUUCCCUUGCGGUCUGAAGAUUAAUGGAAGAGGUCUGUUGAUCUAAAGAAUCGACUAUCAGGUGGUCUGUCCCAGGAUUUUGUUGCACCUCACGACUGAUCAAGAAACGAAUGGAACCAUAUCAAUAUAAAUAGUCGACUGCAGGAAAAACGAGUCAACCGGAUAUAAAUUCUCUCACCUAAAUAUCAACUGACAAGGCCUGAGACAGCACCUGGUUUAUUAAGGCCAAGAUCCGAAAUGCUAACGUUAACUUGCUAGUUAAAAACAAAAAAACAUCUUUCGACGAUUUGCAUCGGGACCGGAUAUUGGAGAAAAUUACGCGGCUUCUGGAAUAAAGAAGAAACCGAGUGACACCAGCAGGAUUCGUCGGUGCUGUGUUGGAAAUUUGUAUGCUAACGUCAGUAAGCUGAUGUCCGCUGGCUAUCUCCGCGAGCUAAGGCGCUAGCUUAGCUAACAUCAGCAGUUAGUUUUAGCUGAAGACUUGGAGACGCGCUCUCUCAACUGGACUUUUUCCGAACUCACAAUUCAACAAAAAACUGCUGGAGGAAAAUUUUGUCACCUGGGCUUUCUAAUAAUGAUAGCUGUCAGCUAGAAGCCAGCUGUCAACUUCAUUGAGUCCUACGACUUCGUUAGCGGAGCACGUUAACUAGGCGACUUCUAAGAAAAAGUCAUUCGGAGCCAAGAGACCCCACCAUCAGACUGCAAUCAUGGGCAACACGCCCACCGCGAAGAAGGGCAAUGAAAUGGAAAGUGUGAAGGAGUUUCUUGCCAAAGCCAAAGAAGAUUUCCUGAAAAAAUGGGAGAAUCCAGCUCAGCAAACUGCAGCAUUGGAUCACUUUGAGCGUUUGAAGACCUUAGGCACUGGGUCAUUUGGGCGCGUCAUGUUGGUUAAACACAAAGAGACAGGACAGCAUUUUGCCAUGAAGAUACUUGACAAACAAAAGGUAGUGAAACUGAAGCAGAUAGAACACACACUGAACGAGAAACGUAUCCUGCAAGCUGUCAAUUUCCCCUUCCUGGUGCGACUGGAACACUCGUUUAAGGAUAACAGUAAUCUGUAUAUGGUGAUGGAGUACGUGCCUGGGGGGGAAAUGUUCUCACAUUUAAGGAGGAUUGGUAGAUUUAGUGAACCACACGCCCGCUUCUACGCAGCCCAGAUUGUACUGACCUUUGAAUACCUUCACUCCCUGGAUCUCAUCUACCGAGAUCUGAAGCCAGAGAACCUCCUGAUUGAUCAGCAGGGCUACAUACAGGUAACAGAUUUCGGGUUUGCAAAAAGAGUGAAAGGCCGAACCUGGACGCUUUGUGGGACUCCAGAGUACCUGGCGCCAGAGAUCAUCCUCAGUAAAGGUUACAAUAAGGCAGUGGACUGGUGGGCUCUGGGGGUUCUGAUAUAUGAGAUGGCUGCUGGUUACCCUCCCUUCUUCGCGGACCAGCCCAUUCAGAUUUAUGAAAAGAUUGUAUCGGGGAAGGUUCGUUUCCCGUCCCACUUCAGCUCAGACCUGAAGGAUCUGUUGAGAAAUUUGCUGCAGGUGGACCUGACCAAACGCUUCGGCAACCUCAGGAACGGAGUCAACGAUAUCAAGGGUCACAAGUGGUUUGCUACCACAGAUUGGAUUGCCAUCUACCAGAGGAAGGUGGAAGCUCCUUUUAUCCCAAAGUGCAAAGGUCCUGGUGAUACGAGCAACUUCGAUGACUACGAAGAAGAGGAAAUCCGAGUUUCCAUCACAGAGAAGUGUGCAAAGGAGUUUGCAGAGUUUUAGACCCCAACCACGAGUAGCAGAGUGAGGGACAGAGAUUUAGAAAGUGAACGGGGAUCCGAAUACAGGAAACACUAGGUUGGACUGACAACUUGCUCAUUUGUAAUGAGGAAAACAAUGUAAAAUCAUCCUCCACCCCAGCUUCCCUACUUUCCUUCCCCCCCC
This is a messenger RNA of Poecilia latipinna (sailfin molly), 1961 nucleotides long. RefSeq names its product cAMP-dependent protein kinase catalytic subunit alpha. The transcript is spliced from 10 exons. Lineage: Eukaryota; Metazoa; Chordata; Actinopteri; Cyprinodontiformes; Poeciliidae. The record is from RefSeq and is a predicted model, not a curated record. Gene Ontology annotation, molecular function: ATP binding; protein kinase A regulatory subunit binding; cAMP-dependent protein kinase activity. Gene Ontology annotation, cellular component: cytosol; cAMP-dependent protein kinase complex; nucleus. Gene Ontology annotation, biological process: protein phosphorylation. The coding region runs from base 744 to 1799 and encodes 351 amino acids.